AUUUUGACUUUUUUUAUUGAAUACUUGGACACAUUUGAAAGCGUCCGGUUUUGGUUAUUAUGGAAAUCGUAGUAGAUGUUUUACUUUCUGGCAAGAAUUUCGCAAAUGUUAUGCUAUGGCCGAUAGACCCGAACAAUGCACUUUACAAAUGGACGACUAUUUUGAAUGUCUACAUCAUACAAAAGAGAAAGCACGUGCUAAAGCUAUUAAAGAUCAAGAAUUAAAGUUAAAUGAAGAAAAGAAAAAACAAGACGAAUUAUCUCGUAAAUUAACUGAUUCCGCUAAUAAAAGUAAUGUAACAAGAUUAG
Molecule: messenger RNA, 308 nt
Organism: Rhizophagus irregularis DAOM 181602=DAOM 197198
Lineage: Eukaryota; Fungi; Glomeromycota; Glomeromycetes; Glomerales; Glomeraceae
Source: RefSeq, a predicted model, not a curated record